Molecule: messenger RNA, 420 nt
Organism: Trichomonas vaginalis G3
Lineage: Eukaryota; Parabasalia; Trichomonadida; Trichomonadidae
Product: glycoprotein 38 family
Exons: 1
Source: RefSeq, a predicted model, not a curated record
GACAAUGUAACUGAAGUAGAAACUCCAUCUGCAAUUAAGAAAUUACAUGCCGACGAAGGCAAAACAUAUCUACUCAACAUUCCAGCUCCAAAGUAUGAAGAUAUCAAAGAAGAUGGAAAAGUUAAACUUCAAAUUAGGUUAGCUGGAUCCAAAGAUCAAGCUCAAUCCAAUAUCAUUGAAACAGAGGUUUCACUUCAGAAACAACAAUACGUUGCACCAAGCCCUGAUGAUUCCAAGCCAACUCCAACACCUGAAAAUAGUGGACUUACUGGUGGACAGAAGGCUGGUAUUGUUAUUGGCGUUCUUCUUGCUGUUAUCCUUAUUAUUCUCAUCAUCUACUUCGUUUUCUGCAGGAAACCAUCUAAAGAUAAAUCAUCAUCUGAUAUCCAAGAUGAUUCCGGCUCCGGUGUUAAUGUGUAA